UCCUGUCUCCUGGGUCAUCCUGUAGCUUGCAGCAGCUGUCUCUUUGUGUGAUACACACAGGGCAGUCUCAUUCUGUGCUGCUACGGCUGUCACACACUGCACAGGUUUCCUUCUUGUCCUGGCUGUCACGUUGCACACACAUUGCUGUCUCUUUGCACAAACAGAGCUGUCUCUUGUUGUCCCAGGUGCUGUCUGUCUGCUGCUGUCAGGAUGCAGGAGGGGUCCAAGGCCCUGGCAGUCUAAUGCCCUCUACUGAGCCCAGAAUGAACAGCAAGGCACUUCCUCAAUGGCUUCUUCACACCCCUUGGAACUGAGGGAUCUCAGGAGAGGGUGUGAUGAACAAAGGCAAGCUGGGUUCUCAAGCACCAUACGAGGAUUCGAAAACCCUUCCUAUGAAGAGAUUGAGGAGACCCUUUUUGGACAGGACUCAGAGGACAUACAGGAGUCCGGCCCAGGGCCCCAGUUGAGAGGGCAGGCAGUAAAAGAUGACGAAUCUCCACGUUCUCAGGACAGUCGAGAACCUGAGGCAGCAACGCAUUCUGUGGAUUAUGGUUUUAUCUGCUCCCUUAUUCUUUUGGUCAGUGGGAUAGUGCUUGUGGCAGUGGCUUACACAGUCCCCAGAGAGGUGAGAGUGAGCCCGGACUCUGUGAGUGCACGAGAAAUGGAAAGGUUGGAGCUGUACUACGCACGUCUUGGGUCACACCUAGACAAGUGUAUUAUUGCUGGGUUGGGACUGCUAACACUUGGUGGUACACUCCUUUCCAUGCUACUCAUGGUUUCAAUAUGUAACGGGGAGCUAUACCGCAGAAGGAAAUUCACCUCAGCCAGAGGACCUAGGACAAAAUAUGGCUCUCUCAACCUGCGAAUGAGACAAUUGACUACAGACGGGGGUCAGGUUCUGGUGGAAUCAGAGAUCCUGGAGAUGACAGUGGAUGUCACUCAAAAUCAACUUGAGCCUUAAAAUACAAUGUGCAAAGUAGAUGGUGGGAACCGCACUUAAUCCUA
This is a messenger RNA of Pelobates fuscus (common spadefoot toad), 1005 nucleotides long. It is a transcript of the gene TMEM74B, whose product is annotated as transmembrane protein 74B. The record is from RefSeq and is a predicted model, not a curated record. The transcript has 2 exons. The coding region runs from base 287 to 961 and encodes 224 amino acids. Lineage: Eukaryota; Metazoa; Chordata; Amphibia; Anura; Pelobatidae.